This is a messenger RNA of Achroia grisella, 3551 nucleotides long. It is a transcript of the gene aln, whose product is annotated as divergent protein kinase domain 1C. The record is from RefSeq and is a predicted model, not a curated record. The coding region runs from base 275 to 1483 and encodes 402 amino acids. The transcript has 6 exons. NCBI's taxonomy places the organism in Eukaryota, Metazoa, Arthropoda, Insecta, Lepidoptera, Pyralidae.
UAUUGACUGUCGGAAUUAGACGAAUUUUAAAACCAUAACUUAUAUUUUGCAUAUAAAAAAUAAAACAAAUAGCCAAUAAUUGUCUUAUAAAGUUGUGUGAAAUUACAAAUUAUUAAAAAAAAACAACGUCUGGGCGCAGGAAAAGCGAUUUUGUCUACAUAUUUUAUGGAUAAUGAAAUAUAUUAUUCAAAUUACUCCAAUACAUUCUCCUAGAAAUUAGCUAGAAUGGUUUCGUCAAUUAGUAUUAAGACUUAGACGGAGGAAAUUUUGGAUAAUGAGAAUUCAACAUUUAUGCAUGUGGACAUUUGCACAUGUAUUCAAAUCUGUGAAGCGUAGAGUGUUUUCUUUCAUAUGUAUAAUAUGUGUAUUUAUAAUUAUAAUAAAAUGGAGAAUUACCUGCACAAAUGUGCAUCCUCGUUUACACCUCCAGCACAUAUGUUCCAACUACGCAAAAGGAGUAUCUGUUGGUAAUUUAUGUCAGAGUUUAUGCCAUACGGAUGGAGUGCCUUCAUUAUCAUGUCACAGUUUCUACAUGGAAAAAGAAGCUGUUUUCUCUGGAACAUGGAUGAACAAGAGUGUAGUUUUCAAAGCCUUGAAAAAAUCCCCUGAUACAAAAGAAUUGAUGCAAUUGUCUACUGUCAACCAAAAAAAUUAUCCAUCAGAAGAAGAGUUCUCAAAACUGAUUCAAAAAAAUAUAAAAAAUAAGUUUAAUAUAUCAAUUAAUGAUGUAGAUGCUUGGAGGAUGUCUUAUAUUCCGAACCAGGUGGGAGGGAUUGAGAGAAAUGUUGAGAUGGAUAAUGUUUGGCUACUUUUACAGGAUAAUGAAUACCUUGCUUUAUUAUUGUAUGAAAAGUAUGUCAUCUUUCCAAAACUAUUAGGGUCCUGUGGAUCAAUGUAUGCAGUUCAGAAAUUGGACUCCAUAUCAGGUUAUUGGCAUUUAAUGACUUUGUAUGAUAGUCAAGAAGAGUGGGAGAAAAGGAUAAAGUUGUCUUUGAUGAUAUUAGAUUAUUUAUUGUCACUAGAAAAGAAGUUACCGGAGCCCUUGCAUAUUUGUGAUGUAAAAAUGAAUCAUUUUGGUGUGACCAGUGACACCAAGAAGAUUAUGUAUUUAGAUUUAGAUUCGGUUCACCCACGUACGAUAGUUGAUAAAAUGACUGGUGAUGGAUCAGAAUGUAAACAACAUAGCGACUGUGAUUUUUUAGAUUGUAGAUCAUUUUGUAACUUAAUAACCUAUAAAUGUGAGUAUGGGGUUGUUAACAACAAUUUGCAGAUUGUUUGUGAAAGAAUUUUCCUAGGUUGGGUAAUGUCUGGUAGGGUGAUGGUGCCAGGAUUGCUGUUGGGUCCUAGAACACCUAGGGUUCUUAUUGAAUUGCUAGAGCUUUGUGCUAAUCCUGCAGGUGAAUCAGGCAUGUCUCGAGCACCUGCCACUAAAGAAAUCCGGAAGAGACUUUAUAAUUUAUUAAUUAAUUUAAAAUUGUCUUAAACAAUGCUGUGAUAAAUUUGCUUAUUAUUUAUGCAAUAUUAUAUCUAGUCACAUAAAUAAUAAUAUUUAAGUCAAUUAUAAUUAAUCUUUACGUCCCUAUAUUUGAUCUCUUUACUUAGGAGCACAGUAGCUUACGAUAAAUAGGAUAAAACUAUUAUUGUUUCAAUAUAUACUAGUAAAAAUGAUAAUUAUACUAUUUAGAAUUUUGGUAAAAAAUUCCGACUUCUAAUAUUUAAAAUUUGAAUGCCUUGAGUUUUUUUUAUUAAAUAAUCACUUAAAAUCGUAGAGAUUUGUACACAUAGAUUUUUAAAAACCUUCCUAGUUGUUAUAAACAUUAAAAUGAAUUAAUAAUGUAUUUAAUUAUAUCUAUUUACAGACAAUCGUUUUAUCAUUAAAAUAUAAAUAUAGAACUCUUUGAAAUUUUCAAUGACAUGAAGGAUUAGUAGAUAUUAGUCUUACAUAAGGUAUACUCUAGUUUUCAGAAAUAUAUUUAUAAUUGAUUAUUUUCAUUUACUUCAAAAUAAUAAUAAUAUAAUUGUUAUUGUGUUAGGACAAAUCAAUUAUUCUAUGAAUAUGUUUAUAAUUUCGCCAUCUGAACCUUGCCUGCAGACGUGAUUCGAGUUUGACGACAGAAGUUAUUUUUAUAAAUGCCUAUUCAAUGUCUAAUAAAAUACGUAGCUGCUGAGGGCAGGUAUGGCUAAGUAAGGCAUACCUGCCCUCAGCAGUUAUUAGCAAGUCUCAACCUUGUGGUUGCGACCGUCAAAUAAAUGCUGAAAGGUUUGUGUCUUUCUAUGUAUGACAAAGUACCGCUUGUUAAUUUUAAUCCUAUUGCUGAUCGCUUUUAAUGUUUUUAAGUGAUUGCAGUGACAAACAAACUGGCCAACCUGCUAGUAAGUGGUAAUCACCUCCAUAACAUGAGAAACACUCCGAAUGUGGGGGAAGUCGAUUUUUAGUAUGAACCAAUUGCUAGCAAUGUACAAUGUCUGGUUAACCUCUACGCGAUUCCACUUGGAAACCCUGACUUAACUGACCUGACUUCGGGCUCAUUUUAUUAUCCUCCACUGGUGCCCUGCUAGCGGAAAACGUUAGCGCAGGAGGGUGCAUCAUUCCAUUAUUAUCCAUAAACACCCCAAAUCUUACGACAACUUGUGACGCACCUGGUACCUAUCUGGUAAGUACUACCUGGUAUAUGAUGAUAUUUCGGAUGAUUAUGGUUUUAAGCUUUCUACUCUGUAAUUUCACUACCAUGUCAUCUUCUAACACAUCUUACAAGCUGCUUGGUGGCCGAAGUAGUUGAGAUUACAAUGUACUUACGUGCAUUGUAAUUUUUUUUAUCAACAAAAGUGUAGAGGUAUUAAAAAGUUUGCUAGAUCGUAGUGGUCAGAAGGUUAGCAUUGCAACGGUGGGCUUCUCGACGCAUGCGCAGUGAUGGCCGCUGACCUUCCUACGUCCUUACCGUCAGUCUACGGCCAACGUCGCGCGCCGUGCAUGAAAAUAAAGAGACAAAAUUUGUAAACAUACACAUUUUCGAUUUCUUACACGCAACAGUCACAAUUGAUAGACGUUAUUAUCUAAAGAUGUUAGUGAUGUGAUUUUAAAAUAAUCAGUGGGAUUUUGAAAAACUUGGCUUUGCUUCAUUAUUUUCAGUAUAACACGUGCCCAGGUAAUUCAACGUAGUACCUCGACUGUGAUAUUUCACGGGUUCCACGGUAAAGACAUUUCGAGGCGUGACUCGUCGCUAGCAGUACCGUACGAUGGCCACGGCGUGAGCAAACGCCGGGAUCUACAAAAGGAGCGAGGCUGCAUUAGCGUCGUGACACAAUGGGUCCAAGGGCCGAUAAGCACGACACCUUCCGGGUCCUGGGAGCUGGGCUGCUUCGGAUAAAUUGCGGUCAAUGACCGAUCUUGUAUAGACAGUACUCGACUAUGGCUCUCUCUGUACAAAAGCAUGAUAAAUAAAUCACAAUUAAACUUAUAGUCCAUGUUUUACUUCGUUUGGGUCUCGUACAUAGAAAACACAACAAUGCACGCCAUCAAAAAGCAUGAUAUCGUCGACCACAUAUGGACC